Lodderomyces parapsilosis is the source of this 1491-nucleotide messenger RNA. RefSeq lists its product as uncharacterized. Gene Ontology annotation, biological process: pantothenate import across plasma membrane. Gene Ontology annotation, cellular component: plasma membrane. The record is from RefSeq and is a predicted model, not a curated record. The transcript has a single exon. Bases 1 to 1491 code for a protein of 496 amino acids. Gene Ontology annotation, molecular function: pantothenate transmembrane transporter activity. NCBI's taxonomy places the organism in Eukaryota, Fungi, Ascomycota, Pichiomycetes, Serinales, Debaryomycetaceae.
AUGAGCCUGCUCAAGUUGGCUGUAUCAAACUCACUAACUACUGUAAUGAAGCAGCUCAUCAUAAAACCCCUCACCACAAUUCGUAAUGUACUUUGGGGAGUUCCACCAUCUGAUCCCAAAGAGAGACGAUAUUUGUUCAAGCUUGACACGUUUGUGCUCACAUAUGUGUGUCUUCUUUAUUGGGUCAAUUACCUUGACCGUGCUAAUAUCGCUAAUGCUUAUGUGUCUGGUAUGAGGGAGGAGUUAAACUUGAGUGGUAAAGACUUCAACGUCAUCAACACCAUUUUCUACAUUGGCUAUAUCCUUACCAUGAUUCCGCACAACUUGAUUUUGUUGAAAAUUAGACCACGCUACUGGUUGACAUUCUGUGCAAGCGCUUGGUCCCUUCUCACGUUAGGGACAUACAAAGUAAACUAUUUUUGGCAAAUUUGCGUCAUCAGAUUUAUUCAAGGAAUGUUUGAGAGUUGUAUAUUUGGUGGUGUGCAUUUGAUCUUGGGGUCAUAUUAUACUAAUAGUAGAGACUUGGUGCUUCGUACAUUUGUCUUUACAUCAAGUGGUUUGAUAGGCCAGAUCUUUUCGGGUGUUCUUCAAGCAGCUAUUCAUGAGCACAUGAACGGGUGGCACGGGUUAGCAAGUUGGAGGGUUUUGUUUAUAAUGGAUUUUAUGUGCAGCUUCCCUAUUGUUAUUUACGGAUUCAUCUUUUUCCCGGAUGCACCCGACAUUGGAAGGCCAUUCUAUUUUACCGAGGAGGAGCAUGCAAUGGCUUUGGAAAGAUUGGUCAAACCGAAACAUUACAAGUUUGGAUGGGAUGUUUUUGCUCGUGUUUUUGGAAGUUGGCACUGGUACUUAUUUGGCAUGUUGUGGAUUGUUGGUGCCAUAAAUGAAUCAUUUGCAACAAAUAGUGUUUUUGCAAUUUGGUUGCAAUAUUAUGAUUACCCUAUCGCAGAUCGUAAUCAUUUCCCUAUGGGUGUAUUUGCUGUCGGUGCUUUGUCUACGGGGGCAGCAGCUUACUAUGUGAAAAACGUGGGUAAUGGAAAGCAGCAUUGGCAUGCAUCGAUGGCUAUUGCGGUUCUUGUGUUGAUAUCACCAAUCCUUCAGAUCACGAGACCGUUUACAAAAGGGUUUGUUUUUGUUGCCCAGUACUUGGAUGGUGUUUCAUAUGCUGCUCAGACCAUUUCUUUUAGUUGGGCAAAUGUUGUAUGUGCGGAUGAUUUACAAGAACGGGCUAUUGUGAUUAGUUCGAUGAAUAUGAUGGGGAACACGAUGAAUUCGUGGUGGUCGAUUGUGUUUUUUGCAGCAGAUACAGCGCCUAGGUUUCGCAACGGUGCGAUCGCACUUAUCAGCUCGGCCGCAGCUACUAUAUUUGUUGUUGGUACAAUUGCGUAUUUGCAAUUGAGAGACGACAAGAGGAAAAUAUGUUCAGUUCGUGAAAUCGACCCUGAAAAAGUGGAGGAAGAAAGCUCUCCUGAGAAGAAGGCUGAUGGCGAGUGA